AGGGGGUAGACCAAAUGACAGCUGGUUUGUUUUCAUCAACAAGGGGGAUCCAGUGUGGACAGUAACGUGACAUGUGAUGAUCCUCCUCCCUUAACUGGCCUGAGAAGAGCGCCAAAAAGGGAAGCAGCUUUUUCUUUCUGCAGACUUCUCCUCACUCCUUCUAUCCAUUCUGGAGUCGCCCGUACAGAAACCGCACCAAACAGCUGAUUGCAGCCACAUCAAAGCAGACGUCGGUUCAGCUGAAGAGGAGGCCGCUCAGCAGGAAAGCGUCAUGGAGCCUCGAGAAGACAGGGAAGGUCGUUCCUUUGUGGAGGUUAUCAAUGAGAAGUACAGCCCAGAAAACUUCCCGUACCGCAGAGGGCCUGGGAUGGGAGUGGUGGUGGUUCCCACUGCAGGUCUCCAGGGUUCCCCCAUGAAGGACCGUCUGAACUUGCCCAGUGUGCUGGUGCUGAACUGUUGUGGGAUCAGCAAAGCAGGAGACCAGGCUGAGAUCGCUGCCUUCUGUGCUCAUGUCAUGGAGCUGGAUCUAUCGCACAACAAUCUUCAAGACUGGCAAGAGAUCAGUAAAAUUGCAUCAAGCAUCCCCAAUCUGGAGUUCCUCAACCUGAGCUCCAACCCGCUGGCAGGAACCAUUCUUGAGCCGCAGUGUGCUGAAGCCUUUUCACGAGUGCGACGCCUGGUUCUCAACAAUACUCAGAUAUCCUGGGAUACAGUGAUGCUACUGACCCAGAACAUUCCUAAACUUGAGGAAUUGUUCCUGUGCCUUAACGAGUACAGUAGUGUGAGUGCCUCCAGCGUGGCCUGCCCCACCCUGCGCCUCCUUCAUAUCACCGACAACAGCCUCCACAAUUGGGCUGAAGUGGGCAAGUUUGGCUCCAUGUUCCCCAGCCUGGACACUCUGAUCAUGGCCAACAACAACUUGGCCUCCAUUCAGGACAACAAGGAUAUUCUGGCACGACUCUUCCCCAACCUGCGCAGGAUCAACCUAAACAACUCAGGUCUCAACCGAUGGGAAGACAUUGAGAAGCUGAACUUCUUUCCAAAGUUAGAUGAGGUGCGACUUCAAGGCAUUCCCUUACUGCAGGCUUACACCAAGGCAGAGCGCCGCAACCUCAUGAUAGCACAGCUUCCCUCAGUAUCCAAUCUAAAUGGCAGUGUUGUGACUGACAGCGAGCGAGAGGAUGCAGAGAGGUUCUUCAUCCGUCACUACCUAGACUGCCCUGAGAAGGAGCUACCGUUCAUAUACCAUUCCCUGGUAACCAAAUACGGCAAGCUGGAGCCGCUCGCUGAGAUCGACCUCAGACCUCGCUGCCGGGCUCAGGUCGAAGUUCAUUGCGAGGAGAAAGUAGAACAGCUGUGCAUCCGUUUGGACCAAACCGUUGCUGAGCUGAAAAAGCAGCUGACAACUGUGGUCCAGCUCUCCACCAACAGUAUGAGGCUUUACUACAUCGACAAGGACAGCGCCUUUGGUCCAGAAGAAUUGAAGUACAAUAACCGAGCUCUCCACUCCUACAGCAUCCAGGAUGGUGAUGAAAUACUGGUAGUGCCCAAGACCAAGUAGAAGCCUUUUGAUUAGAAGCUUGAUAAGAAGGAUUUAGAUGUCUAGGACUAUGUUGAUUGCUUAAUUGUUAUUGCUUGGAAACACUUUUGAAACAGCAAAGGUGGCAUGUCUUUUUGAAUGGAGAGAGGCAGUAAAAGGAUGAACGCCAUCUUGGAGACUGGAAAAAGAAACUACGGUGGGCCGCCGGUUGGCUCUUGCUGAAAGUCCAGAGAUGAUAUAUUUCAGCUUUAUUUAAAGAGAAACUCAAGUGUGUUGACAGAUUUUUCAUGCUAAAGGCUAAGAGAGCAACAUGGAUUCUGCUUGCAGCGUUAGCAGACAGGAGGGCACUGCAGCAAAUCUCAGCUGCUUAUUUAUUACACGGCAUCCACCAAAGCACCUUCACCGACAAAUGCCCAGCACUGCUCGCUUGCCCACCUGUUUUUGACAUAACAAGAACCUGUUGCCACGUGGAGACAGACGGCUGCUCUCAGGUGCACUUUGGCCUUUGAUACUACAGAAAAUCUGCCUAGAUUAAAAUGUCAGACGCAGGAAGGGUGAUGAAACUGGGUCCAAUUCUGAUAGAGGAUGUUAUAGUCAUGUUUUUACAGUCCAUAUGAAAGUACAAGAAGUAUUAAACUGACCACCCCACCAGUAUUGUGUAGCUUAGACUGAUGGUCCACGAUUGGUGCUUUUAUAAAACGAUAAUCGCAGUUACAGUCUAAUUUCCAAACUGAUUUCAAAAUUGAUAUAAGCUAAAUGUAAAAUGUGUUUCCUGUUAGCAAACAAUAAGAAAGUUGAUAGGAAAUGAGUAGAAAGAGCUUAAUUAUACCAAUUCAUCACAACAAACCCUCAGCUGCCAAUAUUAUGUAAAAUCACAUUACACUGAGAUCUGAUAUUUGAUAUCACAAACCUCUGUAUUCACUCACUCAACCACAGGUGUUUAAUGUUUUAUGCUGCCCCCUGCAGGCCUCUUUGUGAGGCAAAACUUGAUGCAUAAACACAACUUGAAUGACAAUCUUUGUGAUCAGCCUUUAUGAUUAGACAAGUGUGUUUGAUUUUAACAGUUCUCAUUUAGUUUUGUAUGUUUAAUAAUUAAAAAGGGAUUCUAUUCAGCAGAUUUAUUUAUCUCUCUACAAACAGUAGAGACUGAGAAAUGUUGGUUUCUCUGAUCAGUAUCAUCAUGUUUUAAACAAUACAUUUCAAUUUUUAUUGCAUAAGCCUGCAACACAUUCCAAAUUAGACAUUUGAAGUAUUUCAGAGUGGAGAUUUUCUGGCAUCUGAAAAUCAACCAGUUUUCUUUAAACAUGUCUUAGAAAGUGCAACAGUAAGGAGUUUUCAUCCUCUUCAAACAUUCAGUUUUAAAUUUCUCCACAGAUUCUCUUUUUUACAUCAGAUCAUAAUCAUAUUUAGGUCAGUCUCUUUUCUUCCUCUGCAUAACUUUGUAAGGCAUGGAGAAUAAUAUUUUACACUGCCUUCUUGAGAAACAUGUGAAUCUCCUAGUGGAAGACCCACAUGUUGUUCUGAAAUCUCUGCUGUACUUUUGUGCAUCAAAGCAGACAUUGUAGAGGUGGAAAUGAGGGCGAGGUAAAAAAUUACAAUAACAAUAAAAAUAACCCUGGCCUUCGGAUGAGAUGUUGAUACUCCUUUUCAUAUUCAGUCUGUGUACAGAAAUGAGCAGUUUAAGCCUGUGCACUGACACCAUAGUCAUUUCAUGAUAUUCUGGACUGUUAAGGGAGAAAUAUGCAAAUUCCAUUUAUAUUAAAGGAAUUUUGAUUUAGUGCCUUGCAAUAUAAUUCACACUUUUACAUAGUUUGCCAAUUUGCAAUUACAGCUUUAGGGGAUUUUGUGUGACAGACCAAACCAAAGUAGUAGACUGGGGAGGAAUAUUUAUUUUAGUUAAUAAAAAUCAUUACACCUCUCAUCCAAAAAGCUUCUUCAGUUCUGAACAAAAGUGGGAAUUGUUGCAUAUAGUUACAGGAAGAACAGUCACACUCAAAGAUGAUCUGAACAGGUCACCUAACCAUGCAACCCAUAUGUGUUUAUUCACAUCUCAAGUUGUGAAUGGUUGCAAAAACUGCCCAAAGAGACAGGACAUUGUAGGCGUUAGAAAGAUGGAACCUGACACCACCACCUCUGUAGCCUGCAAUCUAGGGUAAACAUAGAAAACCAGAAAAGUUACCCUGUCACAGAAGCAGCUUUUACACCAAAUCAUAUCUACAAAAAUCAGAUGACUUCACACAUUUUAAAUCCCAAAUUUUUCUUUCACUUUACAAAGAGCCAUUCAUAGAUUGUCUUUAAAUGUGUUGCAGGCUUGAAAUGCAUAAUAAAUGUCACUGAAUGCAAAAUAUUACAAAUCUCAGCAGAGUACAGUGACUUCAUUGAAGGUUUGCACUUUAUUUUUUGUCUUAUUUACAUCUUUGAAAUGCUGUAUAAGCAGUGCAUAAGCAGAUGCUGAUCUUAGUUGUGGCAUUUAAACACACUUUUGACCUGCCUUGGGGACAUUUAUGUAUUUUACCUUUCCAUCCAUUCUGCACAAAAACACUUUCACCAAACACUGAAUAGUAUCUUAGAGUCAAUAUUAUUACUGUGAUUAAAUUUAUUACAAUGUGGUAUAUAUACAAUAGUUAUUGAUUUUAUGAGAACAUAUCCUUCUUGUAAACAAGAAGCAUUGACCUUAGAAGUUUGGUGCUAAUGAUUUUCCUUUCACAAGCUACUUAGCAGAAUCCCAAAACAUCGUUACAGCUAUGGACAGCUACGUUAAUACUAGGUUACUGCUCAAAGACAAAGCUGAUUUGUUGAGCUUCAAAAUGAAAUAUUCCUUCCUAGUUGCUCCUGGGAGACAAAUCUCUAGAUGUGGUCUAUUAACAAAAAGAUCCAGCUCUCUGUUUAGGGAAUCUGAAUUACAUUUUAACGUCUGAAGUUCAAAAUCUUUCAACUGAUCAACCUUGUGUAAUUUGCUACAUUAUACACCGGUUCUUUAGCACCAAGUUAGAAAUUAUUUUAAUUCUCCAUUCUAUUUGUUAAAGCAAAAAGGGAAAUUUUAAAAGAUUGUUUCUCCAUCAGAGACACAUAAGAUUGAGACAAUAAUAAAACUGCUAUUUUUACCCAGGAUAAACUUGAAUUAAAUUAUUUUACAUUAAUAACAAAUUCUUUAAGAAACUGUUUUAAAUGUUGAGGUCUAAUUUGCUUUGACAUUGAUAUUCUUAGCUCUCCAAGCUAUGGUUAGCUAUGUAUUUUACUUUCCACUUCAAAGCUAGAGAAAACUUUAUAUUUGAGUAAAUUAGGAAUCUCCAUUUUAGAGCUGAUGCUCGAAGGUUUUUCCCUUUUCUAGAGUGUUUGUUCUCCAAAUCUACAGCUAUACUUGAAUAAGUGUUCAUGGAGAAAAAAACAAAGUUGGACCCAUUGAAAUCAAUGUUAGUGUAGCAUGAAUAGCAGCCAUACUAAACAGAACAAAGAGGCAGUAAUGUAGUGCAAGCACCAACCAUCAGGUUUCCAGUACUACUACCUGAAUGUGUCUUAAUCAACAUGAGCUUGUUUGGAAUACUAGAAUGUUGCAUUAAUUUGCAGCGAGGGAUGAUAUAAUGAUAUGCAUGUUAUCUAUUUAUUGAUUGUGCAUUCACAAGGAAAGUGUUUACACCUGCCUAGAUCCGUAGAGUAAUGCACUUCAUGACACUGUGUCUUAAUUUAACAGAGAGCGGAUGAUUUCAAGCCUUUAUGUGGAGAUUUAUCAUUUCUUGAAAUUCUGGUGUAAUGUCUCUUCUGUUGUGAGCUGAAAUUUAGCCUUUUUACAGCCCCUUAAAGUAUCAUACAGAUUUUUUGUAACAAAAAAAAGAUUUGAGUUAUGUUUGUUUGACAUAAGACGUUGGCAUCAAAGUUUUUCAUAUUUAAAAUCCACAAGGCUUAAAAACAACAAAACUCCCACACACAUAGGUCCUUAAUUGCAAACUUUUACCUUUAUUAAGUUCCUCUUUACCUGUCUGUUUAGCUGUUUUGUGCUGCAGUUUUUGCAUAUGUCAGAGUAAAGGAACAAUCAACGUCAAGCAUCAGUUUCCAAAGAAUCCAACUGAGAGGUUUUCAUUUCAAGAACCAUCUUUUAUUAAUUAUUCAGCAGUUCAAGAUGGAGACAUCCACCACACAAACCAAAACCACACCAGCAGUAUCUUCAGUAGAUCAGAAUGCACUUCAACUUUAUUAUUGAUAUCUUUACUUUUUAUUUUAAAUAUGUGUCUUUCAUGUUUUUUGCACAUUGAUGUACUGUAACUUAAAACAUUGUAACAAAUUUUGUUCAAUAUUUGAAAAAAAAAAAAAUCCUUAUCUGCCUUUUUUUGCCGAGAAUAACAUGGGGUGAUUAAACCACAUAUAUUUCUACACACUUGAGAUUGUUAGCUUAGCUUAGCAAAAAAAAAAAAAGAGUGGUGAAAUGAGUCAAAUAGGAAAGAAUACACCUGUAUGUUCUUCUGACUCUGUUAAACCCUGAUCUUAGUGCACAGUUAUAUAUAAGUAGAGGCUAUUGUUUCUAACGUCUAUGCUCCCCUUUUGCAGGAUUUUGUGCAAAGCGAAGCUAGUUAGGUGCCUCUGCUUCCUUACAUUAACGUUAAGACCUAAUUGUGGUGUUGAAUUUCAGAUUUUUACCCACCUAGUUGAAACCAACAUAAUAUCCUAAAAUCAGUCGUAUCUUAAAAUAUUAUGUGGUAAAGGAAUUCACAAUGAGUGUUAGAAAAAAUGCUAAUAAAGCCUAUGGAGAGCACAAAAUGGUGGUAAUGUCAUUUAAGUAGUCGGGUACCAGCCCACUAAUGUUGGAUUCUGUUUAGUUCUGGAAGUAAGAAAUCUCGAAUUUAGAGUCUGAAAGAUCAGCUAGAGGUGCCUUAACAACCCUGACCUCCAAAUCCAAUAUGGCUGCCACAUGUAAAGUGAUAGCUUCAGUAAAAUUGUUGAGUUAAACAGUUUAUUAAUUGAUAUUCCUGUUAGUUUUUUUGUUCUCUUAGCAAAACUAGCAAAUCACUUUCUUUUUUUUUUACUUGCACAAUGAAUCCUUCCAAACUAGUCAGGAUUUUAGGAUCUGCCUGACGCACGAGUGCAGGAGCUUUCUUUAAACCAGUGAUGUCUAGAGUCAAAGGAAUACUGCCAGCAUGUUUUACAUCUUUCCAUCACACACCUGAAUCAAUUGAAUGAUUCAUUAGCAGAACAACUUCAGAACUCAACAACGCUCUGAGAAGCUAAUUGUCGGUGCAGAAAUUCAUCUAAAAAAUGCAAGACACUGGCCCUUGAGUACUGGAGUUGGACAUUCCUGGUUUAAGGUUGCACUGUUCUGGUAAAUUGAUGUUUUCUGCUAACGCGCAUUCAGUAUGGGCAUUCAAGAGUUCUGCAAAAUAUGGAGGGCCAAACUGUCCAAAUUAUAUAAAAAUAAUUUAUUAAAUCAAUAUUUUGCAUCUCAGAGUCUAAAUCAUGGAUGGAUUUAGAUCCAUGAUUUAAUUUUACAAAUCUCAUUUGUAAAAUUAAAUGGCAGUACAGUUGUAAUGAAGAAGGUUGUGGGUUUGACUCCGGGCUUGGGGUCUUUCUGCAUUAAGUUUCUACCUAUGUAUUCAUGGGUUAACUCCUGAUUCCGUCUUCCUCCCAGUCUAAAAACAUGCAUGUUAGGUUAAUUGGUCUUUCUGAAAUGCCCUUAGGAAGGAGUGUAUGUUUGCAUGGUUGCCUGUCCUGUUUUUCUCCUUGUUGCCCUUAUGACCUGUCCAAGGAGUACCUUGUGUCAUACCUAAUAACAACCGGAGUUAGGAACCAACCGCCCACAACCCUGUAAAAAUAAGUUGGUAUAGACUGAUAAAUGCCUUGCAGAACACCAUGACUACUUUGGUAAAUAGACCCCAACUUUAAUGGCUAACCUGCCGAGCAGGUUCACUUCAGGUCACAUUAUUUGAACAAUAGAACUACUACUUUCACUUACUGAUUGACCUUCUUUGUUUUUAAGUGCCAAAAAUUAUUUAAUCAAGUAAUGUAAGUCAAAUAAUUAUAAAUGGAUUAAUUAUGUGUUUAUUAAUUAUGUGUAACUGUUAAUUAGUACGUAACAAAAUAUGCAUAAGAAUAUUUUAUUUACAAGUACUUGUUUUUAUUAACUUGUAAACUAUUCAUUUCAUAACCUAGUUGCAGUAUGUCAGCUUUCCUCACCUGGCUCAAUGGGUGGGAUUACCAGUGCUAUAACUAAAAGUGAUUGGGCUGAAUUUGACUUGCUGAGCAGGUAAACCAAUCAGAUGUUAGUCUGUUUGAUGGGCCCCAGAGAAAACCUAAAGAAUUUCAAAAUGUUUUCCAGCACAAGAACUAUAAGAAGGUCAAAUUACAGAAAGAAUUAGUUAAGAAAUUCAACCCAUAAUAAAAAUUUAUUUCAUUUGAUUAUCAUAUUUAACUAUUUAAUAAUUUAAUAACUAUUGUAUAGUUAAUAAAUUUGCAACGACAUAAAUGUGGAUAAGAUUCACAGUAAUCAUGCAGGAACUGGGCAGAGAGAAGAGGGGAAAACAUGCAGCUAAAUUCCCAAGGUCAGAAAUUGAACAUUGGACAACUUCAUCAAGGACCAAAAACUUCCAUGUGUGAGCUGCCAACUCUAUGGCACACAAUGUGUAUAUUAAGUGCAUUUGUCUGCAAUUGGAAAAAAAUACAAAAUUUAAUCUACAUAAUUUUUCAUUUAUUUGAUUGUGAUACAUUUGGACCUCCAUAGGUAUUAUCUUUUCAGAUUUUCAAUAUAUACUGUUAAACAUCUUGCAGCCUUUGUAUGAUACAUUAUGCCACUAAUUAAUUUACUAAACCAGUACUUGCUUCUGUGGAUUCAUCAACAAGCACACUUCAUAAUAUGCCUGUUUUGCUUAUAUUUCCCUACAUUUAUAGGAAUCAAAUGAGAUAUUUCUGCAGGUUAUACACACCAGUAUUUAAGUUAAUCAUUUCACACAGUCUCAUCUGUGGCAAUUAAAUCAUGAUUUUGCUUUCUAUGGGUUUCCAAGAACCCAUAAAAAGUCUUUUUGUUUUUUAAAGAUUAGAGUGAGUCAUCUUUCUUGGGAUGAAAGAUGCGUCACUGAAUGUUAAUAAAUGGCCGUCUCCCUCCUCUGUUGUCUGAUGCUGUUUCAUUCACAGUAGCAGUUUUGGACCCAGGCCCACUGUUUGGAAGAUGUUCAGUAUUAUAGCUCAGCAGAGGGAGUGCAAAGCUCAGCAUCCAUUACUCAUUCGUGUUGAUGCAGAGAGCCUGUCACUUCUUGCUUUAAUGCUGCAGCUAAGGAAAUAAACUGAUAAAGUAUAGCAUUGUAACUGAAGUGGAAAUCACUGAUGGUCUCUUGAUCGUGGCAUGGUUAUUAGUGGACAUGAUAUAUUAGGCAGCAACCAAGUAUUUUACCUUUGAAGACCAAGAACAGCAAAAUGAGGUUUUGAGAUGAUUUGACAAGAGCCAAUAUGGGAUGGCUAGACGACCUUGCUUAUCUGGAAAUGGAAAGGCACUAGGAUCUACAAUGAGAAGAAGGCAAUGCUUUGGUCAAUAUUCUUCUGGAAAACUUUAGGAUACUGUUGUUCAUAUGAAUGUUACUUUGACAUAUCCUAAGCAUUGUUAUGCCUUUUUAUGGAAAAGCUAUUCUCUGAUGUGGGUGGUCUCUCUCUCUCUCUCUUUCUCUCUCUCUCUCUCUCUCUCUCCCUCUCUCUCUCUCUCUCUCUCUCUCUUUCUCUUUCUCAGCAGGAUAAUGCAUCCUACCAUAAAAUAGAAAAUGGUUUAGGAAUUGUUUCAGGAGCACAACAAAGACUUUGAUGUGUUGACUUGGCCUUUAAUUUCCCCAGAUCAAAGUCUAAUCAAGAGUUUGUUAGAUAUCCAUUUCUCAGGCAGCCCACAUCAUUUGGAGAAUCAAAUUUUGUCAAAAAAUAGUAAAAUCACAUAUCUUUGACAUGACC
Xiphophorus maculatus (southern platyfish) is the source of this 9454-nucleotide messenger RNA. RefSeq names its product tubulin-specific chaperone cofactor E-like protein. The record is from RefSeq and is a predicted model, not a curated record. The transcript has 11 exons. Gene Ontology annotation, molecular function: protein binding; U2 snRNA binding. Gene Ontology annotation, biological process: mRNA splicing, via spliceosome. Bases 272 to 1561 code for a protein of 429 amino acids. NCBI's taxonomy places the organism in Eukaryota, Metazoa, Chordata, Actinopteri, Cyprinodontiformes, Poeciliidae.